This is a messenger RNA of Penicillium macrosclerotiorum, 7197 nucleotides long. Its product is annotated as type II myosin. The record is from RefSeq and is a predicted model, not a curated record. Gene Ontology annotation, cellular component: myosin complex. Lineage: Eukaryota; Fungi; Ascomycota; Eurotiomycetes; Eurotiales; Aspergillaceae. Gene Ontology annotation, molecular function: cytoskeletal motor activity; actin filament binding; ATP binding. The transcript is spliced from 5 exons. Bases 1 to 7197 code for a protein of 2398 amino acids.
AUGCUCCCUUCCCAACUGAACGGCUCGCCGAAGCGGGCCAACCCGUUUGCGCGGUCCUCACCCUCCCCAGCACCCCAGUCCCAACCGCGUCCCAAGUCUGCUAUCAUAACACCGUCAAAUGGGAUAGAAUCAGCACGGGGUCAUCUGCGCAACUCAUCUGUUUCUCAAAUUUCCACCACACUGUCUCCAGCCUUGGCCAAUCGGGAACGGUCCAACUCGGUCCGGAAAGAUGCGUCAUCAGGAACAUUCGCGCCCAGCUUUAUCAAGUCCGAAGAGUUACGACGCGGCGCAGAUCAAAUUCGAGGCCUAGAAGGCGACAAUGACUUCUCAGGCAAUAAAUAUGUCUGGCUAAGGGACCCCCAAAAGGCCUUUGUGCGGGGUCUAGUGCUGGAAGAAUUGGAAGGAGAUCAAUUACUGGUGCAGACAGACGAUGGGGAUCAACGAGAAGUGGAUGCCGAUCAAGUUGACAAAGUUAAUCCCGCCAAGUUCGACAAGGCUGAUGACAUGGCCGAAUUAACACACUUGAACGAGGCGUCCGUGGUUCAUAACCUCCACACCAGGUAUCAGUCAGAUUUGAUCUAUACAUAUUCCGGGCUGUUUUUGGUAACAAUCAACCCAUAUUGCCCACUUCCAAUCUAUACAAAUGAAUAUGUGAAGAUGUAUAAAGGCCGCGGGAGGGAGGAGACCCGACCGCAUAUCUUCGCUAUGGCAGAUGAAGCGUUCAGAAACCUGGUGGAGGAAGGUGAAAACCAAAGUAUUCUCGUAACUGGUGAAUCUGGUGCUGGUAAAACCGAAAACACCAAAAAGGUUAUUCAAUAUCUCGCAGCAGUUGCGACCUCCGAUACACCCUAUGGCCGGUCAGGCACGAAGCAGCUGUCUAAUCUCUCCCAACAAAUCCUCCGCGCCAAUCCCAUCCUUGAAGCCUUCGGAAACGCACAAACCGUUCGUAACAACAAUUCAUCUCGAUUCGGAAAAUUUAUCCGGAUUGAAUUCUCACGGUCGGGCCAAAUCUGCGGAGCAUGGAUUGAUUGGUACCUGCUUGAGAAAUCACGAGUUGUGAAACCCAACCGCAACGAGCGGAACUACCAUAUUUUCUAUCAGCUGCUGCAAGGUGCCGACAGGAAGACGCGGGAUAAGCUCCUACUAAAUGGCCUUCAAAUAGAGGACUUUGCCUACACCAGGGAUGGUAAUGACUCUAUCGUCGGUGUUUCUGACGAGGACGAGUGGAACUCUCUGAUUGAAGCUUUUCAUGUCAUGAACUUCUCGGAGGAAGAUCAGCUGUGUAUCUUACGUACUAUUGCAGCUGUGCUCCAUUUAGGCAAUGUCACGAUUGCCAAGGAGAGCGUACGUGCUGAUCAGGCUGCUCUGGGACCCAAUGGAUAUGCUAGUGUCGAGAAGGCCUGUCAAUUGUUAGGGAUUCCUGCAGAACCUUUCGUGAAAGGGCUAUUGCAUCCGAAAGUCAAAGCUGGACGUGAGUGGGUCGAAAAAGUGCAAACUCCUGAACAAGUUCGCCUUGCACUGGAUGCCCUAUCUAAGGGUAUUUAUGAGCGUGGCUUUGGAGAUCUAGUUACUCGCAUCAACAACCAGCUUGGUCGGUCCAUGGCUGAUGAUAAUUACUUUAUUGGGGUUCUCGAUAUUGCUGGAUUCGAAAUCUUCGAAAACAACAGCUUUGAGCAGCUCUGCAUCAAUUACACCAACGAAAAGCUCCAGCAAUUUUUCAACCAUCACAUGUUUGUCUUAGAACAAGAGGAAUAUGCCCGCGAACAAAUUGAGUGGCAGUUCAUUGACUUCGGAAAGGAUCUCCAGCCGACUAUUGAUUUGAUUGAAUUGACCAAUCCGAUCGGUAUUUUCUCCUGCCUCGAUGAGGAUUGUGUGAUGCCGAAGGCAACAGAUAAAACGUUCACCGAGAAGCUGCAUUCCCUUUGGGAUCGGAAAACUCCUAAAUAUCGCUCGUCUCGUUUGAAUCAAGGUUUCAUUCUUACUCAUUAUGCUGCGGAGGUCGAAUACACGACUCACGACUGGCUUGAGAAGAACAAGGAUCCCAUGAAUGAUAAUAUUACUCGUCUCCUGGCGGCAUCAGAGGAGCCACACGUGGCUAAUCUAUUCUCGGACUGCGCUGAAUCCGAGGAUGGAGGCGACAAUCCUCGAAACCGGGUGAAGAAAGGUUUGUUCCGGACUGUCGCCCAAAGACACAAGGAGCAGCUGUCCAGUCUCAUGACCCAGCUCCAUUCGACUCAUCCUCAUUUCGUUCGUUGUAUUUUGCCCAACCAUAAGAAGCGACCAAAGAUGUUGCAUGCUCCAUUGGUCCUAGACCAAUUGCGUUGCAAUGGUGUGCUGGAAGGUAUUCGAAUUGCUCGAACUGGAUUCCCGAACCGUCUGUCUUUCGCUGAGUUCCGACAACGCUACGAAGUACUGUGCCAGAACAUGCCUAAGGGGUAUGUUGAAGGACAAAGUGCGGCUCGCAUCAUGUUAGAGAAGCUCGGUAUGGAUCGGGCCUGGUAUCGUGUUGGUAGGACCAAGGUUUUCUUCAGGGCUGGUGUUCUGGCAGACCUGGAGGAAAAGCGAGACCAGCUCAUCCGAAGCAUCAUGACUCGGUUCCAAUCCUUGGCUAGGGGAUUUGUCCAACGCCGCAUCUCCAACAAGCGUCUUUAUCGUGCUGAAGCUACCCGCAUCAUUCAGCAAAACUUCCAUGCCUAUUUGGAACUCAAGGGCAGCCCGUGGUGGGGACUGUUUUCCAGAAUGAAGCCUAUGUUGGGAGAUACUCGGACCGCGAAAGAGGUCAAGAAAAGAGAUGACAAGAUAAAAGAAUUGGAGAUGAAGAUGAAGCAGGAACUCUCUGACCGACAAAAGCUUGAUGAGGAGAGGCGGCGAACUGAGAUGGAAAUUCACAAGAUCCAGCAGACGUUGGAAAGCGAGCGUGCCCUCGCUCUUGACAAGGAAGAGAUUUUCAAACGUCUCCAACUCCGUGAAGGAGAGCUUGCCGAGAAGCUGUCAGAGGCUAUCGCCGACCAAGAGAAGCUUGAGGAGCAAUUAGAUGAGCUUGUGGAUGCGAAGAAGAAAACCGACGAGCAAUUGCAACUUCGAAUCACUCAGCUUGAGCAGGCAGGCCUAAUUAUCCAGCAACUCGAAGCCGAGAAGAAUGAUUUGCAAGCGCGCCUGGAGAACCUGGCUUCCCAAUUAGCCGAGACGGAGGGAAGGUUCUCCGGAAAGGACAACCAGAUCCAGGAGCUCACCCAAGAGAUCAAGAUGCUCCAGAGUCAUUUGAAUCUGAAGGACCGUAAGCUUCAGGACCUCGAAGCGAAGCUGUUGAAGACCGAUCAGGAUUUGGAUAUUAAGCUUGCCAAUACCUCAAAAGAACUCGACAAAUCUAAGAAGCAGCUCCGUGACGCAGUCAAUGAGAACCAAUCUAUCCGCCUCCAAAUUACGGAGCUAUCCUCCACGACUACUAGCUACGAGGACCUUCUCCGACGCAAGGAAAGUGAAUUGGCCGUUCUUCGGAACGAUGUCCAAAAGCACGGUGAAGACAGCAGGGCUAUGGAGGCCGAAAGGAAAUCUCUCUCAACACGACACGACGAUAUGCAGCGACGUCUUCGCGAAGUGCAGGCAGAGCGAGAUGCCAUGCGGUCAGAAAAAGCUCAACUAGAGCGAGAGGCUGCUGACGUCAAACGGUUGCUGGAGGAGAAGCGGUCAGAGGAUGCAGAAGCAGGUGAAAGCAGAAAACUCUUGGAGCAGCAGGUCCACAACCUGAAGGAACAGCUCUUCAAAGCCGAGGCAGAUCUUAGUAGGGAGCGCCAAUCUCGAGAUGACGUCCAGAUGCUCGCUGAGCACAACUUCGCCGAGUUGACCACUAAGUACAACUCCCUCAAUGAUUCUAAAAUCGAGAUCGAGAAAGAGAUGUACAUUCAGCAGGAUAGCCUUCGCCGUGCUACUGAGGCUCGUGUUUCAGCCGAGAGUUCUCGGAAAAAUCUCCAGUCUGAGUUGAUCAAGCUUCGUGAGCGGUUCACUGAACUUGAAAACGCCCGUCUAAACGCGGAGGCCGAUAUUGAGCGCAAUAUCAAACGACAGGCCGAGGAUCGUAUCGUUAGCAUUCGAGCAGAUCUCGAGGAAAAAGUGCAGCUGUUGGAAGAUAUCGAAUCAGAGCGCUACAACCUCUCAAUUCGUGUACAGCAGCUCGAACAGGCGAUUUCAGAAUCUGACAACUUCCGCAUUCGUCACGAUCAGCAUAAAGAGCGUCUUGAGAGAGAACUCGUCACUCUCCGAGGUCGAUUGACAGCGUCCGAGAACGAUAACCGAUCGCUCCUUACCAAGAUUCAACAAAAGAAUCUUGACAUUGCACGGUCGAAUUCAAAGGCUAGCGAUAACAAUCGCCUUAGAUUAGCUUCUCUGCAAAAGGAAAAGACCAAGCUGGAAGAUGAGAAUAAGAAGCUUGAGAAACAGCUCGGCGAGUCGCAGCUAACGAUCAACUCCCUCGAGAAGCAAAAGGAGAAGCUGUCUUUAAGCUUGGAAGAUCUCAACCAUGAGGUUACUCGGGAGCACAAGACCAGCCGGAAUGCUGAAAAGGCUGCCUCAACUGCCAACAUCCAGCUUUCGGAGGCCAAUCGAAAUCUUGAAAACGAACGACAGCUGCGAAGUCAGGCUCAAGCAAACACACGGCAGGUGCAGGGCACGCUGGAUCGAGCCAACAAAGAGAUCGAGGACUUACAUCGCCAACUGAUUCUCUUGCAUCGAGUCUUCGAGCCGGAGGCGUCCGAGGCUGCCAAGUCAUGGGAGGCUGUUCAGCCACACCUUUCUAAACAGGUUGACCUAGCGCAAAUCCUUGACACCGUUCAGCAUAAGCUUCAGGUAACGGAGGAAAAAUACUCAAGAGCUGAAAGCCAGCUUUCAGAGAUGCGUCGUCGCCACGCUGAUGAAAUGAAGGAGCUUGAUUUGAAAUAUUCAUCCUCCAAACGGGCAUUACUCGAAGAAAUCGAUCAGAAUGAAGUUGCGAACAACCGUGCUCCUGCUCACUUCCGAAAGAACUCUGAAAAUGCUUUGAAGCGGAUCUCGAACCCAUCUACUCCGAAUCGUCGGUACAACAAUGUUUACGAAGGUGCCAACGACUCAGCACGUUCGGAUAGAACAGUUGACACCGUGGGUUAUCAACGACGGAUGGACACUGCAGCUGAGAUUGAAGAGCUGCAGAACAGACUUCAGAUGACCGAGAUGCAAAAUAAACACCUACAGAGCCAACUUGAACAAUCCACACCAUCUCGGGACAUCUGGCAGGAUGAGAGCCCCUCGAUGCGUCGCAUGCAACUUCUCGAGCGUGAGAAUGGCCGUCUUCAUGGCCAACUUGAUGACUCUGCCAAGAAAUGUUCGGCCUUAGAGCGUAGCAUUCGCUCUGGGGAGUUGUCGCUCCGCGACGUGCAAGCCAAAUCUCAUGAAGAACUGUACGACCUGAUCAACUCCCAAGAGCAGUCUCGGCGAUCUUUGCUCAAGGUUCAUAACGACGCUCUGGCUGAGUUUGGCGAGGCUAAAUCACACAACGAAAAGCUCAAACGCAGCAAGGCUGCCGUGGAAGUUGAACUUCGUGAUGCACGUUCCGAGGCUCAAGAACUGCAAUCUGUCCGCGAUCAGGAUAUCGCUAGCCGGAACCAGCUUCUCCAGGAGUUCUCAGAUUUGCAAAUUCGCCUUGACGCCGAGACAUCCCGAACUGCCGAUCUGGAAUCUAGUCUGAGCUUGUACAAGAGCCGCUCCGACGAGUACUUCAGCAAACUUGAGCAAGCUGAGAUUGCCGUGCUCAAAGCCAGCCGGGCUGAACAAUUUGCGAAGUCGCGAUGCCAAGAGGCUGAAGAUACAUAUGCUCAGAUCUUAUCUGAGCGGAAGGAGAUGGACGCCCUUGUCGAGGACUUGCAACGACAGACCCAAUCUCUGGAAGCUCGGAUGGAGGACCAAGCGGCAGAGCUCCAAGGUGCUUUGCAGGCCAAACAGCGCCUUCAAAAUGAGCUCGAGGAUUACCGAAACCAGCGCGCCAUUGAUCUUGAAGACAAAGAGACUUCAAUGGAACAAACGCGGCAGAAGUACCAGCGCGAGUUCUCGACCAUUAAUGGUGAGCUCGAGAUGGAGCGUGAGCGAUUGCUUAACGUCCGUGGCGAGAAUUCUCGACUGCGCGAAGAAUUAGAGGAUCUUCGCAGCAAGUGGGACAAUGAAGUGCUCAAUAGUUCCACCUGGGCCAAGGAGAAAGCUCGAAUGGAUCUUGUCAUGCAAGAUAUCACGAACUCCCGUGACGAGGCUGCCAAGGCUCAUAGCGAAGCACAAGGAAAGGUCGUGUCCCUUUUGUCCAGGGUGCGGACUCUCCAGACAUCGAUCGACGAUUUUACGGCCGAACGUGACCUGCUUCUGAAGGAUAAGAAGAUGUUGGAGGGUCGUCUGGCCGAGGCGGGGGAGCGGCUCGAGGACCUUGCUAAGGGCGAAAGCCCCUCUAUGCGCAAUGCUGCAAGCAUGGAUCGAGAGCUCCUGGAACUCAAGUCCAAGUUAGCUCAGCAGGAAGAUGUUUCAUCUGCGGCAGUUGGCAAGAUGCGCCGUGCUGAUGCCCUGGCCACUGAAAUGCAGAAAGAGCUCACAGCCGAGCGCGAAACCAACACUGGACUCUUCAAGGAGAAGGCAGCAUUGGAGAAACAACUAAAGGAGGUGCAACUCCGAUGCGUGGAUCUUGAGACUAAGAGCUACUCUUCGGGUAGCCAGGACGUAAGAUUCUUGCACAAGCGGAUCAAGGAGCUCGAAGCCCAUCUCGAAGAGCAGGAGAGCAAGCACACUGCUGAGCAGCGCUCUCUCCGGAACGUCGAUCGCACUGUCAAAGACCUCCAGUCCCAGAUCGAACGUCGGGAUAAGACAAAUGCCCAGCUCAAUGAUGAUAUUAACAAGGCUCGGGACAAGAUUGAGAGGCUCCUUCACAAUAUCGAGGAGCUUCAGCAAGGCGAUACCGAGACACAGCUCCAAGCGCGUCGUGCAGAACGGGAACUUCGUGAAGAACGUGAGAAGGCACUAUAUCUGGAACGCGAGCUGGAAGGAUACAAGGCGGUACGUGUUGACUGGAAUAACACUCGCCAGCCGAUGGCCCCGCUUAGCGAUGCGGGCAGUCGUCGUGGUAGUGCAGCAUAUGGGUACAAUGAAACGGCUCUCCAACGCAAGCCUAGCAACACCAAAGGCUUCUUGUGA